Messenger RNA from Vigna angularis (adzuki bean), 1006 nucleotides. RefSeq names its product bidirectional sugar transporter SWEET3. Gene Ontology annotation, biological process: carbohydrate transport. The record is from RefSeq and is a predicted model, not a curated record. The transcript is spliced from 6 exons. NCBI's taxonomy places the organism in Eukaryota, Viridiplantae, Streptophyta, Magnoliopsida, Fabales, Fabaceae. Gene Ontology annotation, cellular component: membrane. The coding region runs from base 80 to 844 and encodes 254 amino acids. Gene Ontology annotation, molecular function: sugar transmembrane transporter activity.
UUUCAAUGAAAAUAUUCAUCUCUUCUAACUUCUAACUUCGAAGCAUUCAGUAUUCUAAGUUUCAGUAAGAGAACUAGAAAUGGCAGAGACCAUUCGUUUGGUUGUUGCUGUUUUUGGCAAUGCAGCCUCAAUGUCCCUUUAUGCUGCACCAGUGGUUACCUUUAAAAGAGUUAUAAGAAAGAAAAGCACAGAGGAGUUUUCAUGCAUUCCUUACAUUAUUGGGCUCUUGAACUGUCUUCUUUACACUUGGUAUGGUUUGCCUGUUGUGAGCUGCAAGUGGGAAAAUUUCCCUAUAGUCACUGUUAAUGGUGUUGGGAUUGUUCUGGAGUUAUCCUAUGUUCUCAUUUAUUUCUGGUUUGCUUCUCGCAAAGGAAAGGUGAAGGUAGCCAUGACUGCAAUACCAGUUGUGCUUUUGUUCUGCAUAAUUGCUGCAGUCUCAGCUUUUGCAUUUCAUGAUACCCGUCACCGAAAGCUUCUUGUGGGUAGCAUUGGCUUAGUUGUUUCAGUAACGCUGUAUGGAUCUCCCCUUGUUGUAAUGAAAAAAGUUAUACAAACAAAGAGUGUUGAAUUCAUGCCACUAACAUUAUCGGUGUGCGCAUUCUUAUCUUCUACACUCUGGCUGAUCUAUGGAAUCCUCAUUAGAGAUAUUUUCGUAGCGGGACCAAGUAUCCUUGGAACUCCUUUAGCCAUCCUGCAGCUUGUACUUCACUGCAGAUAUCGAAAAAGGAGUGUUGUGGAAGAACCAGGCAAGGGAGACCAGGAAAAGGGUAACUUAGAAAAGGUGGACAUGGAAAUAGGGAAAGUUGAAACGAAUGUGACGAAUCACAUGACCGAAAACUCGUGAACAAUGUUUUAAAGGGAAAGGUUGUUGAAGAUUUCAGAAUGUUCUAUUCAUAUUCCUUUGGUUAUGUUUAUUUCCUUUAUUUUAAGAGACAAUGGUCCUCUUAGCUUUGGAUGUAAUAUUUUUAGUUCUUAAUAAAUGCUUUAUUGACAAGAUUUUACUUUA